Chenopodium quinoa (quinoa) is the source of this 1867-nucleotide messenger RNA. RefSeq names its product ATP synthase gamma chain 2, chloroplastic-like. Gene Ontology annotation, cellular component: chloroplast thylakoid membrane. Gene Ontology annotation, biological process: proton motive force-driven ATP synthesis. The record is from RefSeq and is a predicted model, not a curated record. Lineage: Eukaryota; Viridiplantae; Streptophyta; Magnoliopsida; Caryophyllales; Amaranthaceae. The transcript has a single exon. The coding region runs from base 275 to 1402 and encodes 375 amino acids. Gene Ontology annotation, molecular function: proton-transporting ATP synthase activity, rotational mechanism.
AUUUUUUUUUUAUAGAAAAAUAUACAAAGUACAAGUUUUACAUUGAGUUCAAUUCAUAGUUCAUAGUACGGAGUAUCCAAUUUUCCAACCUAAUUAUUCCACCAAAAAUCAACAUAAUUUUGUCGUAGAAUUCCAAAGUACUGUUGCAAGCAGCCACGAACAAGAUCAACUAUAUCUUGAUUAUCUUCUCAGCUGGUGAGCACUUAGUCUGUAAUUUGAUUUUAUCAUGAAGUUUAACAUUGAUUGAAUUGAGUAAUUAAACUUUACAUACACCAUGUUUUGUUCUUCAAAUUCUGUAUUUCGGGUACCAUUAAACCCUUCAAUUAACCCCAAAUCUCCAAUCUUUUCUGAAACAAUAUUCAACCCAUUUCAUGAAUUCCCCAAUUCACCAAAACCCAGUUCCCGAUUUCAAAUCAGAUGUACCAUUAGAAAGCUUAGAGAUAGAAUCGAUACUGUGAAGAAUACCCAGAAAAUUGCAGAAGCCAUGAAACUUGUGGCUGCUGCUAAAGUUAGGAGAGCUCAGGAAGCUGUUAUUAAUGGCAGACCUUUUGCUGAGGGUUUAGCUGAUAUGUUGUACAAUAUUAAUCAAAGUGUUCAAUUAGAAGAUGUAGAUGUUCCUUUAGCUAGUGUUAGGACUGUUAAAAGAGUUGCCCUUGUCGUAAUUACCGGCGAAAGAGGGCUUUGUGGUGGUUUUAAUAGUGCAGUUAUUAGGAAAGCUGAGAGUAGGAUGCAGGAAUUGCAGAAACUUGGUUUAGGUUGUACAAUUAUAAGUGUUGGGAAGAAGGGUAAUGCUUAUUUUUCGAGGCGGGUGUCUAGUGUGUCUGUGGAUCGAUUCGUAGAGGGGGAGGGUUUUCCGACUGCUAGAGAGGCACAGACGAUUGCUGAUGAUGUUUUCUCUCUUUUUGUGAGUGAGGAGGUUGAUAAGGUUGAGCUGUUGUAUACUAAGUUUGUGUCAUUGGUUAGGUCUGAUCCUGUGAUUCGGACUUUGCUUCCUCUUUCGCCAAAGGGGAAGGCUGUUGACGCUUAUGGGAAUAGUGUUGAUGCAGUGGAGGAUGAGUUCUUCAGGCUGACGAGUAAGGAAGGGAAGUUAGCAGUUGAAAGACUGAGAGUUGAGAAAAGGAAGCAGGAAGUGCAGCCUCUUUUGGAGUUUGAGCAGGACCCGGUUCAGAUUAUUGAUGCAAUGAUGCCUCUAUAUUUAAACAGCCAGAUACUGAGAGCCUUGCAGGAGUCACUGGCGAGUGAGCUAGCAGCGAGGAUGAAUGCCAUGAACAAUGCCAAUGAGAAUGCUAUGGAGUUGAAGAAGACACUUUCUAUUGCGUACAAUAGAGAAAGGCAGAUGAAGAUUACUGAAGAGCUGUUGGAGAUUGUUGCUGGAGCUGAAGCUCUUGUACCAUUUGAUUAGAUUGGCAUCGGAUUAAAACAUGGCUAGUUUGUUGAUCCAAGUUUCUUCCUUUUGUUGAUUGUUUACUGCAAUUGAGUUUUAGACACAAUGGACCUACUUUUCUUGAAGAGUCGACUCCAACUUUAAUAAUGAAGAGUGCCACAGAGAGUUUUUGCAAUUUUUAAGUUGAAAGUACGAGUACGUGGUACUAAUUAGUCUUCCAUCCUCUGAACUGUAUGUGCUCAUAAACUGUCAACUGAUCAGAUUGAACUGAGGAAUUCCAUCUAUUGGCACAAUUGUGAAAAUAUUGAAUAAAGAGGAGAAUUUUGAAGAUGUAAAAAAAGCUGUUCAAUUCAUUUGUUGAAGGAACAACGUUUGUACAUGAACUAGAAUUAUGAUGCACAGAUUGCACACCAAAAUUUUGUUGGAGAAUUCGACCCUUGCUUGAUUUACCAAAUACAGUUAACAGUCACACCUCAUGAAAAA